AUGGCCGGCUCCCUCGCCCUUCUUGCCUCCAUCGUCGGGCUUCUCGGGCUUAAAGAGACUCUGCCAUCCGCAGUUCGGCGAAAUACUAGUAAAACUCACGCGGCCGACCAAGGCACUGAAACCGAGCCUCUGCUCUCCGAAUCGACGUCUGUCGGGGCUAUUGAAAGUGCAGAGAUACCUCCUCUUCAUGCGCUUUUUGUGCGUCCGGUCCUAAUCUCGUUGACGACACACGGCUUCCUCUGCUUCUGCCAAAUGUCAUAUGAGGUCCUUGUCCCACUUGUUUAUGCAACGCCCAUUGCGAAUGGUGGCCUAGGCUUGAGCCCACUCUACAUCGGUCGGAUCUACGGGGCUGUUGGACUUGUGAACACCUUCACACAAAUCUUCCUUUCGGCGCGUUUAAUACGCUAUUUUGGUCCCCGCACAAUCUACAUCACAGCUUUCUGUGUGUUGACGCUCUCGUUUCUUGCCUACCCACUGCUCAACUAUUUCGCGCGGGCGGCUGGCCAUGUCGACGGCCGCGUCAUUGCCGUCAUGGUUUUCCAGAUGUCCAGCGCCUUCGUGGUCUUUCCUACUUUUGCCUGCACGCAGAUGUUCAUUGUCGACUCAGCGCCUAUGCCAAAUAGUCUCGGCGGGGUCAACGGGCUCGCACAGAUGGUCGCCUCGACCUGCAGGAGCGUCGCGCCGACCAUAUCUGCAUCGCUGUUUUCUCUUUCCGUCCGACAUGGGCUUCUGGGGGGCAAUUUGGUGUUCUUUAUAUUGGCGGGGAUGGCGCUCUGUGCGGUCCGCGCAGCGCAGAUGUUACCCUCACGACUCAAAACGGGGUAA
Molecule: messenger RNA, 825 nt
Organism: Mycena indigotica
Lineage: Eukaryota; Fungi; Basidiomycota; Agaricomycetes; Agaricales; Mycenaceae
Product: Major facilitator superfamily multidrug-resistance DHA1 sub-family
Exons: 4
Coding region: 1-825 (274 amino acids)
Source: RefSeq, a predicted model, not a curated record